Molecule: messenger RNA, 2602 nt
Organism: Dinoponera quadriceps
Lineage: Eukaryota; Metazoa; Arthropoda; Insecta; Hymenoptera; Formicidae
Gene: ND-51
Product: NADH dehydrogenase [ubiquinone] flavoprotein 1, mitochondrial
Exons: 6
Coding region: 36-1475 (479 amino acids)
Biological process (GO): mitochondrial electron transport, NADH to ubiquinone
Molecular function (GO): FMN binding; NAD binding; 4 iron, 4 sulfur cluster binding
Source: RefSeq, a predicted model, not a curated record
UUACCGAUCGAGUACAAAUCUCAGGUCUCUCUCGGAUGCUCUCGUUGGCGACCAGCUGCAAAAUGGCGAGUGCCAUAGUGCGUUGUUUUCGGAUUCCGGGGAGACAAUUGGGUCUCCUCGGAUCGGCUGUGAGCAGUCAGCAGCAGCAGAGAACUCUCGCCGAUGCUGCUCCCGAAGGAAAGAAACAAGGUUCACCAAUGUCCGACCAAGAUCGUAUCUUCACGAAUCUCUACGGCAGACACGACUGGAGGCUGAAGGGUGCUUUGAGCCGUGGCGAUUGGUACAAGACUAGGGAGAUCUUGGAGAAGGGUGCCGACUGGAUCAUCAACGAGAUCAAGGUUUCCGGGCUGAGAGGCCGCGGUGGUGCUGGUUUCCCUUCCGGCAUGAAGUGGUCCUUCAUGAACAAGCCGUCGGACGGCAGGCCCAAGUAUUUGGUGAUCAACGCCGACGAGGGCGAGCCGGGAACUUGUAAGGACCGUGAGAUUCUGCGUCACGACCCGCACAAGCUCGUGGAGGGUUGCCUGAUCGCCGGUCGCGCCAUGGGAGCCUGCGCCGCUUACAUCUACAUACGCGGCGAGUUUUACAACGAGGCGUCCAACAUGCAAGUGGCCAUAGCCGAGGCUUAUCAGGCCGGUCUGAUCGGGAAGAACGCCUGCAAUUCCGGCUACGAUUUCGACAUCUUCGUGCAGCGAGGAGCGGGCGCGUACAUCUGCGGCGAGGAGACCGCUCUGAUCGAGUCGAUAGAGGGCAAGCAAGGCAAGCCAAGGCUGAAGCCGCCGUUCCCGGCGGACGUCGGCUUGUUCGGCUGCCCGACGACCGUCACCAACGUGGAGACAGUAGCAGUGGCGCCUACGAUCUGCCGGCGAAGCGGAGCGUGGUUCGCCUCAUUCGGACGGCCGCGCAAUCAGGGCACGAAACUUUUCAAUAUCUCCGGUCACGUGAACAAUCCGUGCACCGUGGAGGAGGAAAUGUCCAUCCCGCUGAAGGAGCUGAUCGAGAGGCACGCGGGCGGUGUGAUCGGCGGAUGGGACAAUUUGCUGGGCGUCAUUCCCGGAGGCUCUUCCACCCCCGUAAUUCCCAAGAGCGUAUGCGAUACCGUGUUGAUGGACUUCGAUGACCUCAUCCGAGUGCAGAGCGCGUUCGGCACGGCCGCGGUGAUCGUGAUGAACAAACAAACGGACAUAAUCAAGGCCAUCACCCGUCUGAUAAGCUUCUACAAGCACGAGUCUUGCGGUCAAUGCACGCCUUGCCGCGAGGGUAUCAGCUGGAUGUACAAGAUACUCAAGAGGUUCGCGGAUGGUAACGCCGAGGUGCACGAGAUAGACAUGCUGUGGGAACUGACGAAGCAGAUCGAGCUGCACACGAUCUGCGCGCUGGCGGACGGCGCCGCGUGGCCGGUGCAGGGUCUGAUCAGACACUUCAGGCCGGAGAUCGAGGCUCGCAUGAAGCAGCAGAAGCAAGCCGCGUCCGGCUGAAAAAUCCUACGAGAAGUAGAAACGGAGACUAGAUAGGUAUAAUCGCAGAGAAAGAGACGACACACUAGAGGGCGGUCCCUGUAAGAUUUUAUAUUUAUUCUCGCUGUAUAUAUAAAUGAACAUAGUCGCGAUUCUCAUGUAACAGUGUCCUUCGAGCCCGGCGCAACGUCCGCCGGCGGUUCGACCUUAAUAAAAUCAACGUAAGAAGAGAACUCGGGCAUAUUUGUGCACAUAUAUACAUAGAUGUAUGUAUGUAGAUUGCGCGCUUAAAUAUAUUCCUUGGAAGGGUGGAAACGAAAAUUAGAUCGAGUAACACGCGUUCACGGAGGAGAGCAAGUUCGGCGAAAUCUCGCGUAGUCGAUGCAGUGAAUCGUUGCCGGGGACCAGUGAUCAUUUCCGUGGCGCGUUAAUCGCUGGAAAAUCGAUACAUCGGGUCUGUUCUAUUCCUCUCGCGGAUCCCACGAGAGCGAUCCACUUUAUUCGCCGACGCGAGAAUGUACAACGCGCCGACGGGUUCUUGGGAAAAUACACGCUGCCGGAGAGAAACGACGCGGAUCGUACGCAACGGGAUACGAGAAAAUUGGAUUUUACCUUUCGAGUGUUGGCCGAACUUACUUAGAGCCAAGAUCAAUAUUCACCUUCCGCGCAGCAGUCCGAUGCAGAUAGCCGCGCGCAUCUAGUAUCACUCGUACGGCUUAUGUGGAAAUUAUAUCUGCUGCUGUUGCCGCAAGACGCCACCUGAGGUAUACGCUUAAUGGCGUUCGACGCUGUAUUAUGCAGAAUGGAGCGGCGGAAUAAACGAUAUCGAGUGGAAAAUAUUUUUGCCGAACGCACCUCGGCGGAAAUGAAGUGAAGCGAGCCGCCUCUGUCCAUGAAUCAUGCAUGCGAUCGCCGGGUAUUUACGUUCGAACGAAACGCCGACGUUUCCGCCGGCCGGGCGGGACGGUGAUGGUGCUCCGUGAAAAUAUCUGCCGCCAGUUUUUAUAUCGAACGAUACUUUGCAUUUAUUCGUUCAUUAUACAAGAGAAUUCACUAGCGACUAACGUUCCGCCGACUACGGUACAGAUAAUGAUGUGGUUUUAUAUACGGUACAAUGUGCGUAUACAAUAUAUACAAAAGCACACACA